This is a messenger RNA of Cherax quadricarinatus, 1615 nucleotides long. The record is from RefSeq and is a predicted model, not a curated record. NCBI's taxonomy places the organism in Eukaryota, Metazoa, Arthropoda, Malacostraca, Decapoda, Parastacidae.
GACACUGAGUGUAAGUCUCUGCUGGCUUGGGUCUCUGCUGAAUAAUUGAGGCUAACACAAUUAAUCCAUUUGUAAAUUGUUUUAGGACAUCGAGACAGGACUCAAAACGGCGUAAUAUCGUCUCUGAACUGGACAAGGAUUUUUUUCUCUGGACAUCGCGAGGCAGGACUCAAUACGGCGUUAGUUGUCAGUGACCCUGGUAAUCCUCCCAAAACAAUAUAAUACGGCGUAUGUUGUGGUGGCCCUGUAAACCCCAAGAACAACAGGAAAUUUUGCCAUCCAGGUUGCCUCCAGCAGUACAGAACAACUCAGGUUUCAAUUGGAUUAAAAAACCUCACAACGAUGAAACUACCUUUUGUUGGUGGUGUAGUUGCUGGAUGUCUGUCCACGAUGGGAUGGAUCACUUUUUCAAAGCUGAGCUACAGCAGUUCUGAGACCUCUACCAAAGAUGAUCCACAUUUUGCCGACUUGUCAAAAGCACCGAUUAAAAUUCGUUCUUCUGAAGGGUUUAGUCAUUAUCCAGAGGAGAACACUAGAGUUGAACAAAUCCUAAGAUUCGGUUGGCCCAUUGGUGGACGCAUUAAGAGGAAACUUAAGAAUCAUGUACUUGAGUAUGACUGCACUAACAAAAUACCUGUGUGGGUAGCAGAACACCUCACUCAAGAAUCUCUUAAGUCGAGGGCACAUGUCUCCUGCAGGCAAUAAUAAGAUGUUGCAGGAAUUCAUGGACGAAUCAUUUUACCUCACAAAUAUUAUACCACAAGAUAUUGACAAUAACGGAGGAUUUUGGAACCGAUUUGAGAUCUUCUGCCGUGACUUGACGCAGAAGUACACGGAUGUGUGGGUCACCUCGGGUCCACUCUUCCUGCCAACCCAACAAGAGAAUGGCAAGAAAAUAGUUACAUAUGAGGUGAUUGGUGAGAAUGAGGUAGCAGUGCCCACACACCUCUACAAAGUGAUUGUUGCCCAUAAUGGAGACAACAUUGUUACAGGAUCAUUUGUUGUGCCAAAUAAACCUAUUGACUACUCUCAUCACCUUAAGGAAUUCCAAGUCACCAUGGAUUACCUUGAGAGAAAAGUUGGUAAUAAAUUUUAUACUAAUAUGAACAGAGAUGAAGCAAGAGAUCUGUGUGAAGAUACAGGUUGCAAUCUGAUGUCCAAAACAGAGAUGGAUGAGUAUAUCAUUACUCAGAGGCUCAAGGGGGUAAACAGUCUUAAAAAACUGGCAAAACUAUGGAAAAAUAUGGAGAAAAAAGGAAUCUCUGCUAAUACAAAGGUGCAAGAGCUUUAUCAAAAGCGCUUACUUGAUCUGUCCAGAGAGGAAGCUCAAGCAGGGGCCAUGCUAGCAACGGCACACACUGUUGAUGUUCCAUCUCGAGAAAUAACCCCAGGCAAGAAUUUAGAUGAUGGAGAAUCUACUGCAGCUCACAAACAUUUAGAACGAGUUGCAGCAAGUGGAUAAGAAAAGGGCAGCUAAAUAUAACUGCUGUUUUCAGACAGAAACAAACUGUAGUUUUCAUAUGAGAGAAUAUUCAGGAUUUAUUCUUUAUUUUUUCACCUUUGACAUUACUCUUCAGCCACUAUUGACAUUGAUUGAUAAACAUACAGAAUAAUU